CCUAUUGUAGGGAUGGACUCUACCAUUAACAAGGGAAAGUGCACAGAUGAUGGAUGAAGUCAAAGGGAUUACACACGCGUCACUAUCAUUCUGGCUGAAUUUGUAAUCACAGUUGAUCUGGCUUUUUUUUCCCCACCAUGGGCUUUGAUCAAAACCCCUCUCGGGAGUAGUUUCCAGUCAGUUAAAGUGUUUUUGGGAGAGUCUUGCGUUUCAGUUUUGCAGAGUGAAGUAAAACAUACUGGAAUCCCCAUCCAGCUGUAUUUAAGGAGCUUUGGAGGCAUUUCAAAUCAAUGGGUUGAAUGAAAUUCCACAGAGAUGGAUAACAUGAUGAGAAAAGUAACACCAAACCAUGCAGUACCUUUAACAUGCAUUUUGAACUGCACAUGGAUGUUGGUUCUUAUUUCUUCUUCAUUUGCACUGAAACCUGCCAAAACUCCUGUGAUAGGAAAAAAACCUUUUAUUGCUGCUUGGAAUGCACCUAUAGACCUCUGUACAACAAAGUACAAUAUAAGUGUCAAUCUCAAAAUGUUUCACAUCAAUGGGAGCCCAAGGGCUUCUUUAACAGGACAGAAUGUCACCAUAUUUUAUGCAAACAGACUUGGAUACUAUCCUUUCUACACUGAACAGGGCUUACCAGUAAAUGGCGGGAUUCCACAGAACUGCAGUUUGGAAACUCAUCUACUAAAAGCAGAUGAGGACAUUAAGUUUUAUAUACCUUCAGCCGAUUUCAGUGGACUGGCAAUUAUAGACUGGGAAUACUGGAGGCCACAGUGGAAGCGGAACUGGUACAAGAAGGACAUAUACAAGAGGAAAUCCAGAGAGCUAAUAUCCAAGGCCUAUAUAAAUGUUACUGCUGAGCAAAUUGAACAUUUAGCCCAGGACAGGUUUGAGCGAAGCGCCAUGGCAUUCAUGAAGCAGACAGUUGAGCUUGGAAUUCAAAACCGUCCGAAAGGCCUGUGGGGCUACUACCUGUACCCAGACUGCCACAAUUACAAUCUUCAUGAAGAGAACUACACAGGCUCCUGCCCUGUGUUGGAAAGCCUUAGGAAUGAUGAACUCUUCUGGCUAUGGAACAGCAGUACAGCUCUCUUCCCAUCCGUAGCUAUUAAGAAAUCUCAUGCGGACAGCAUCAACAACUUACACUUCUCCAAAUUCCGAGUCCUUGAAUCCAUGAGGAUUGCUUCCAUGACAUCAAUGGAUUAUGAUCUGCCAACAUUUGUCUACACUCGCCUUGGAUACCGCGAUGAUCCACUGUCAUUUCUGUCAACGCAAGAUCUUAUUUACACUAUUGGUGAAAGUGCAGCCUUGGGUGCUGCAGGAUUUGUUAUUUGGGGAGAUCUCAAUCUGACCUCAUCCAGGCAUAACUGUUCCAAAGUAAAGUUGUUUAUGAGUUAUGAAUUGGGUCUGUAUAUCACAAACGUGACAAAAGCAGCUGAAGUGUGCAGCGAGUUUCUCUGCCAGAACAACGGGAGGUGUGUGAGAAAGGAUUGGCAGGCCCUUCACUAUUUACACUUGAACCCAAAUAGCUACAUGAUACAGCCUUCAGAGGAGGGUAAUCCCUUUGAUGGGGGGAAGGGCGUGGCUUCGACACGGUCCUCCCUGCUGACCUGGCAUCAGCCCCUCUUUCAGAGGGUGGUGGCUUCUUCUUCGCCCUUUAACAGGCGGGACCAGCGGCCAAAUAGUCCAUAAUCACCACUUCACCAUACCCAAACAAGCAGUCAUGAUCCCGACAUUGAAUAAGCACAUUUUGUUGUAUAGUUGUUGUUUUGUUUUUUUUCUAUACAGUUUUACCUGAUUCUGAACCACAUAUUACAUGGAUUUGUAGGCUUUUUGAUGUACUUGUUUAAUAGAUAUAGGAUUUCAAGUUUGAAUUAAGGAGGGGGGUAUGAUGGGAAUAACAAUAUAAAUCUCUAUCAGGGAUGCUUGGAUUAGUUCUCCAAUAGCUCACAUAGUAAAGGCACAUUGAUGUGCAAGUGCAGGGUGAGUUAUGUGAUCAAAAGAUUGCUAGUUCAAAUCAUGUUGGCACCAAGUGGACAAUAUUGGCUGGGGUGGUUAUGGUAAAAGAAGGGAGACUGACAAGAUCAAAUCCUAUAUUAGUAUACUCUGAUGUUGAUGUGGAACAGCAUAUCUCCAGUGAUGAUCCCAAAUAUUACAUCACUUUUAUUUACAUAUUUCACAAAUGUUGUUAUGUACAUAUUUUCCCCUAUUUCAUCUUAACACGUUUUGUUAUCCAAAUAAUGGUUGAACUGUUGGUGAAAAGUAAUUCAAUAUUUCUAUGCAUUACAUUGGGUGGGUUUGCACAUGAUGCAUCGACGGUCAAAGUCCAAACAAAAAAAGCCCUUUCCAACAAUAUUCCAAAGUCUUUCCUGUUCUCCAUGCCCAGUUCAUGGUGCCAUGUACCCAUGAUGAUGUAAAUCCUUCUUUUAAGCUUAUUUGUAAUACAGUAGUUCCAAUUUUAACUUGAAACAAAUAUUUUAAGUGACUGAAAAAUGUGAUACAAUAUUCACCAAUCUAGUACAUUAAUGUAGUGAAAUAAUUACCUACAAUGGCUGACAAAUGUUUCAGAGAAAAUCUUCUGCAUUAUUAUAUUUCUUCUGUGGUAAAUACUGUACCUUCCAGUAGUUGUUUUUUAAUAUCUGUUGUUUUUUAUAUAUUUUUGUUGUUGUUGUUGUUUUGUGGGGUGGGUAGAGAGUCAUAGGAUUUAAAACUAGUUAUAUAUAAGAGGUAACAGAAAUUGAAGACAAUAUUAAAACAAACAUAUCCAAGGCCUUUUCUGAAAAGAUUGAAACAAUAUUUGUACAAUAUUUUUAAAGUUUAAAUGGGUGAUUCAGUGACAUGAAAUUGAAUGUUAUAUAUAAGCUAUAAAUACAUAAAAAAAUAAUCAUUUAGCUAUGAUGUCUAAAACAGUAAGAACAAUAUCUGUGCACAUGUACAUGAUUGUGCUACAGAAUUAUAUAUCUAUUUAUCUUAUCGUGGAAUGACUGAUAUUGGAAAAUUGUACUGUAGCAUCAUUUUAAAAUGUUUACAUACUUAUAAUGUGUAUAUGUUUAUAUAAAAUGUCUGUGUGACAUAAUGGGAACAAGUGAUUUGUAUUGCCAUCAGUGAAACUUUAUAAAAUUAUAUAUAAUUUGAUAAAAGUUUGGACUAUUCUCGUCAAAUUAUUGAAACAUUGAUUGGGUACAUUUUUUUGUUAUUAUAAGAUUACAUGUUUUUUUUUUUUUGUUUGUUUUGUUUUACUGUGUUUUAAGG
This is a messenger RNA of Acipenser ruthenus (sterlet), 3249 nucleotides long. Its product is annotated as hyaluronidase-4-like. The record is from RefSeq and is a predicted model, not a curated record. Lineage: Eukaryota; Metazoa; Chordata; Actinopteri; Acipenseriformes; Acipenseridae. The transcript is spliced from 5 exons. Gene Ontology annotation, biological process: hyaluronan catabolic process; carbohydrate metabolic process. The coding region runs from base 316 to 1689 and encodes 457 amino acids. Gene Ontology annotation, molecular function: hyalurononglucosaminidase activity.